Molecule: messenger RNA, 273 nt
Organism: Lasiodiplodia theobromae
Lineage: Eukaryota; Fungi; Ascomycota; Dothideomycetes; Botryosphaeriales; Botryosphaeriaceae
Product: Actin-binding cofilin tropomyosin type protein
Exons: 3
Coding region: 1-273 (90 amino acids)
Biological process (GO): regulation of transcription by RNA polymerase II
Cellular component (GO): mediator complex
Molecular function (GO): transcription coregulator activity
Source: RefSeq, a predicted model, not a curated record
AUGGAGGUCUCUCAACGCAAUUCGGCGGCCUUGCAAGAGCGCUCCCAGAAGCUUGCUGCAGCGCUCGUCAAACGGUUCGAGAACAUUGUCGCCUUGGCUUCGAUCCGCGCCACCGAAGAUAUCCUCACCCUCACGCGGCAGAUGCAGGAGCUCUGGCUCUUCGGCAAUCUCCACACGCUCGACGCGAACGACAAGCAGAAUGUCGAGCGCAUGGAGCAGGAUGUCAAGGCAAUAAUCGCAGCGAUCGAAGGACUGGCGAAGGAGACACUGUAA